AUGUUUUGGAAGUAUGGUACACCACCCCAGUACCACCGAGCCUCGUACGGUACACCACCCCAGUACCACCGAGCCUCGUACGGUACACCACCCCAGUUCCACCGAGCCUCGUACGGUACACCACCCCAGUACGACCAAGCCUCGUACCGUACACCACCCCAGUACUACCGAGCCUCGUACGGUACACCACCCCAGUACCACCGAGCCUCGUACGGUACACCACCCCAGUACCACCGAGCCUCGUACGGUACACCACCCCAGUACCACCGAGCCUCGUACGGUACACCACCCCAGUACCACCGAGCCUUGUACGGUACACCACCCCAGUACCACCGAGCCUCGUACGGUACACCACCCCAGUACCACCGAGCCUCGUACGGUACACCACCCCAGUACCACCGAGCCUCGUACGGUACACCACCCCAGUUCCACCGAGCCUCAUACCGUACACCACCCCAGUACCAUGGAGCCUCGUACGGUACACCACCCCAGUUCCACCGAGCCUCAUACCGUACACCACCCCAGUACCAUUGA
This is a messenger RNA of Haliotis rufescens (red abalone), 534 nucleotides long. Its product is annotated as early nodulin-75-like. The coding region runs from base 1 to 534 and encodes 177 amino acids. The transcript has a single exon. The record is from RefSeq and is a predicted model, not a curated record. Lineage: Eukaryota; Metazoa; Mollusca; Gastropoda; Lepetellida; Haliotidae.